AUGGGUCCGUACGAAGACCCUUGUCUCGAUGCCAAUACAACAGCACUUGCAGAACUUAGCCCUUUAUUGAAGAAAGGAUCGACGCUUGUGUUGAACUACGACUAUGGAACAACUACAAAGCACACGUUUACGGUACUCUCAACAAAAACCGUCAAGGACCAACGCGUCGACUGCUUUCCCCGCCGCAAGCCAGAGCCCCUUCGUUACUUCAAGCCGUUUCGGAUCCAUGAAAUAUACCUCGAUGCGGAAUACGCGGCUCUGGACCACUGGAUCUUUGAACGCGAAGGAUGCACUCAAGUCAAUCUCUUUCAACCAGGACGCAAGCAUUGUUACGGUUACUUGGAAAAUGAAAGCAUCAGCGAAGCGCGGAUGAUCUACGUUGCUGAUAAGCCCCAAUCUCUCAAUCACUACCUCGACUGCUUGAACGUAGCAGCUAGAAUCAAGAAAGGCUCAUCGUACUCUUGGCACUCUGUUGUCGUCUUGCCCGAGGGAUCAAAGAAGAUCGACAAGUAUUGCCAAGACUUAAAAGAGGGAUUCAUUGAUUGCGCGGUUGUUGAACACAACAACGAUGACGAUGAUGCAGACAUCCCAACUCUAGUUAAGGCGUUCCCCAAGUUGCUGCCUUGGCUGGAUAUCGCAAGGAUAAGGCAGUCAAGAAGGGUUGGAUUCGAUACAAGGACAACACUCUCAUGGUUGUCACUGGAAUGGGAGGCACUUCGAGCUGUCCCCGCGCACCCAAAGGAACUGCCUACGACGGAGCGGGCUUCCACGUCCCAGGUCCUUCUGACGAGGUCUUGCUUCGCUGCCAAAUGGAGCUCACCUCUCUCCACGCCUUGUUCUGCACAGUCGAAGGUUUUCUCCAAACCUUGUAAGCAACGCUUGAAUUUGCCAAGUGCACGCUAG
This is a messenger RNA of Seminavis robusta, 903 nucleotides long. The record is from the annotation of a GenBank genome assembly. NCBI's taxonomy places the organism in Eukaryota, Bacillariophyta, Bacillariophyceae, Naviculales, Naviculaceae.